UGGCGGGUCCCGGCCUCGGGGCUGGCGGGCUGAAAGCAGGAGGGAAGAUGGCGGCAGCGGCGGCAGCUGGUGCGGCCUCGGGGCUGCCGGGUCCAGUGGCCCAAGGGCUGAAAGAGGCGUUGGUCGAUACACUCACCGGGAUCCUGUCGCCGGUGCAGGAGGUGCGGGCGGCGGCCGAGGAGCAGAUCAAGGUGCUCGAGGUCACCGAGGAAUUUGGUGUUCAUCUAGCAGAGCUGACUGUUGAUCCCCAGGGGGCGCUGGCGAUCCGUCAGCUGGCAUCAGUCAUUUUGAAGCAAUAUGUGGAGACUCACUGGUGUGCCCAGUCAGAGAAGUUCAGGCCUCCUGAAACUACGGAAAGGGCAAAAAUUGUCAUCCGGGAGCUGUUGCCCAAUGGGUUGAGAGAAUCAAUAAGCAAGGUCCGCUCCAGCGUGGCCUAUGCAGUGUCGGCCAUUGCCCACUGGGACUGGCCUGAAGCCUGGCCCCAGCUCUUCAACCUGCUUAUGGAGAUGCUGGUGAGCGGAGAUUUAAAUGCAGUCCACGGCGCCAUGCGAGUACUCACAGAAUUUACUCGAGAAGUAACAGACACACAGAUGCCCCUUGUUGCUCCUGUCAUUCUUCCGGAGAUGUAUAAGAUCUUCACCAUGGCUGAGGUAUAUGGGAUUCGAACUCGUUCCCGAGCUGUGGAGAUUUUUACCACUUGUGCCCAUAUGAUCUGUAACAUGGAAGAACUGGAAAAGGGUGCAGCCAAAGUCCUCAUCUUCCCAGUGGUGCAGCAGUUCACAGAGGCCUUUGUGCAGGCCCUGCAGAUCCCAGAUGGCCCCACAUCUGACAGUGGCUUUAAAAUGGAGGUCCUUAAGGCUGUGACAGCCCUAGUAAAGAACUUCCCCAAGCACAUGGUGUCUUCCAUGCAGCAGAUUCUGCCUAUUGUCUGGAACACUCUAACUGAAAGCGCAGCUUUUUAUGUGAGAACAGAAGUGAAUUACACAGAAGAAGUAGAAGAUCCAGUAGACUCUGAUGGUGAAGUCCUAGGCUUUGAAAAUCUCGUCUUUAGCAUUUUUGAAUUUGUCCAUGCUCUGCUAGAAAACAGCAAAUUCAAAAGCACUGUUAAGAAAGCCUUGCCUGAGUUGAUAUACUAUAUUAUCCUGUACAUGCAAAUCACCGAGGAACAGAUUAAAGUGUGGACAGCCAACCCCCAGCAGUUCGUGGAAGAUGAAGAUGACGACACAUUCUCCUAUACCGUGAGGAUUGCAGCUCAGGAUCUGCUGCUGGCUGUGGCCACAGAUUUCCAGAACGAGAGUGCAGCCGCCUUGGCUGCUGCUGCCACUCGGCAUUUGCAGGAAGCGGAGCAAACCAAGAACAGCGGCACUGAGCACUGGUGGAAGAUUCAUGAGGCCUGCAUGCUUGCCCUUGGCUCUGUGAAGUCCAUCAUCACUGAUAGUGUGAAAAAUGGCAGGAUCCAUUUCGAUAUGCAUGGCUUCCUCACCAGUGUCAUCCUUGCAGACCUCAAUCUCUCAGUGUCUCCUUUCCUCUUGGGCCGGGCACUUUGGGCUGCCAGUCGGUUCACUGUCGCCAUGUCUCCUGAAUUGAUCCAGCAGUUCCUGCAGGCAACAGUUAGUGGUCUUCAUGAGACACAACCCCCAUCUGUUAGGAUCUCUGCUGUGAGAGCCAUCUGGGGUUACUGUGACCAGCUCAAGGCGUCAGAGAGCACCCAUGUGCUGCAGCCCUUCCUCCCCAGCAUCCUGGAUGGCCUCAUUCACCUUGCCGCCCAGUUCAGCUCCGAGGUCCUCAACCUAGUGAUGGAGACCCUGUGCAUUGUGUGUACAGUGGACCCAGAAUUCACUGCCAGCACAGAGAACAAAAUCUGCCCUUUCACCAUCGCCAUCUUCCUCAAGUACAGUAAUGAUCCUGUCGUUGCUUCUCUGGCUCAGGACAUCUUCAAGGAACUGUCCCAGAUCGAAGCUUGCCAAGGCCCCAUGCAGAUGAGGCUGAUCCCAACUCUUGUCAGCAUCAUGCAGGCCCCUGCAGACAAGAUCCCUGCAGGGCUCUGUGCGACCUCCAUCGACAUCCUGACCACAGUCGUGCGGAACACGAAGCCACCACUCUCCCAGCUGCUCAUCUGCCAGGCCUUCCCCGCUGUGGCGCAGUGCACGCUGCACACUGACGACAAUGCCACCAUGCAGAAUGGCGGCGAGUGCUUGCGUGCCUAUGUGUCAGUGACACUGGAGCAGGUAGCCCAGUGGCAUGACGAGCAGGGCCACAACGGGCUGUGGUACGUGAUGCAGGUGGUGAGCCAGCUCCUGGACCCCCGAACCUCCGAGUUCACUGCUGCCUUCGUGGGCCGUCUGGUCUCCACACUCAUCUCCAAGGCGGGCCGGGAGCUGGGCGAGAACCUGGACCAGAUUCUCCGAGCCAUCCUCAGUAAGAUGCAGCAGGCCGAGACGCUCAGCGUCAUGCAGUCACUGAUCAUGGUGUUCGCGCACCUGGUGCACACGCAGCUGGAACCACUCCUGGAGUUUCUGUGCAGCCUCCCAGGUCCCACCGGCAAGCCUGCUCUGGAGUUCGUGAUGGCGGAGUGGACGAGCCGGCAGCACCUGUUCUAUGGGCAGUACGAGGGAAAAGUCAGCUCAGUGGCCCUUUGCAAGCUGCUUCAGCACGGCAUCAAUGCGGAUGACAAGCGGCUGCAGGACAUCCGCGUGCAAGGGGAGGAGAUCUGCAACAUGGAGGAAGGUGUCCGCACGCGCUCCAAGUCUGCCAAACACCCUGAGCGCUGGACGAACAUCCCUUUGCUGGUCAAGAUCCUGAAGCUGAUUAUUAAUGAGCUCUCCAAUGUCAUGGAGGCCAACGCCGCACGCCAGGCCACUCCCGCCGACUGGCAUCAAGGUGCUCCAAUGAACAUGUGGGAGGAUCAGGAAGAGGAGGACGAGGAAGAAGAAGACGGCCAGGGACAUACUGAAAAACAUGUACCACGUUCCUCUGACAGGAAUGCUAACAUGGGCUUCAAAACAUUGACUAACAUAUGA
Molecule: messenger RNA, 3020 nt
Organism: Suncus etruscus (white-toothed pygmy shrew)
Lineage: Eukaryota; Metazoa; Chordata; Mammalia; Eulipotyphla; Soricidae
Gene: IPO9
Product: importin 9
Exons: 23
Coding region: 48-3020 (990 amino acids)
Biological process (GO): protein import into nucleus
Cellular component (GO): nuclear envelope; cytosol
Molecular function (GO): small GTPase binding
Source: RefSeq, a predicted model, not a curated record